GAAGAAGGAGGAAAAGAAGCGGAAGAGGAGGAGUUUCGCGGGCUCGGCAGUCUCUCAGAUCAAGAUGGCGGAUACAGAAGCCUCAUCUGUGAAGAAGAAGAAGAAGGCAAAGAAAGUCAGUGAAGAAGAAGUCGGGGAGAUUCAGCAGAGUGAAGACUUCUUCAUCAAACCAGAGUCUAAAGCUGCAGCUCUGAGCACGUCCCAGUGGCCCCUGCUGCUCAAGAAUUUUGAUAAACUGAACAUCCGGACGGCUCAUUACACUCCGCUCCCCAACGGCAGCAACCCCCUGAAGAGGACCAUCCAGGACUAUGUCAGGUCCGGUUUCAUCAACCUAGACAAACCGGCGAACCCGUCGUCUCACGAGGUCGUGGCAUGGAUCAGGAGGAUCCUGCGGGUGGAAAAGACGGGUCACAGCGGCACGCUGGACCCCAAGGUCACCGGCUGCCUAAUCGUGUGUGUGGACCGGGCCACGCGCCUGGUCAAGUCCCAGCAGAGCGCCGGUAAAGAGUAUGUGGGGAUCGUUCGGCUGCACAACGCCAUAGAGAGCGAGCACACACUGGCCCGGGCGUUGGAGACGCUGACCGGCGCUCUGUUCCAGCGGCCGCCGCUCAUCGCCGCCGUCAAGCGUCAGCUGAGAGUCCGAACCAUCUACGACAGCAAACUGAUAGAGUACGACCCCGAGAGGAGGCUGGGUAUCUUCUGGGUGAGCUGUGAAGCAGGAACCUACAUCAGGACUUUGUGCGUCCACAUGGGCCUGAUGCUCGGGGUCGGAGGUCAGAUGCAGGAGCUGCGGCGGGUCCGGUCCGGCGUGCUGGGAGAGAAGGACCACAUGGUGACAAUGCAUGAUGUGCUGGAUGCUCAGUGGCAGUUUGACCACAACAAAGACGAGCAGUACCUGAGGAGAGUCAUCUUCCCUCUGGAGAAGCUGCUGGUGUCCCACCGCCGGCUGGUCAUGAAGGACAGCGCUGUGAACGCCAUCUGCUACGGUGCCAAGAUCAUGCUGCCAGGUGUGCUCCGGUACGAGGACGGCAUCGAGGUCAACCAGGUCAUCGUUGUCAUAACGACCAAGGGAGAGGCCAUAUGCACAGCUGUCGCUCUGAUGACGACCGCCGUCAUCUCCACGUGUGACCACGGCGUGGUGGCCAAGAUCAAGAGGGUGAUCAUGGAGAGGGACACGUAUCCUCGGAAAUGGGGUCUGGGACCGAAGGCGAGUCAGAAGAAGAUGAUGAUUCAGAAAGGACUCCUCGACAAACACGGCAAACCCAAUGGCAGCACGCCCAACGACUGGAAGGACCAGUACGUCGACUACAGUGUCUCCAAGGUGACCGAGGUGUCAAGUGAGACUCCAGCAAAGAGGAAGCGGGAGGUGCAGGACAGUGACGGCGAGGCGGCGGCGACACAGAGCACGCCAUUGGCAGAGGACGGAAAGAAAGAGAAGAAGAAGAAGAAAGAGAAGCGGGCGAAGCUGGAGGAGGUUGAGCCUGAAGAGAUGGGAACGGAGCCUGGAGAGACGGGGGCAGAGCCUGACACAGAGGUGGUUGAAAGCGCCAAGAAGAAGAAAAAGAAGAAGAAACAGAAAGAUGGCGAGGCGUCGGAGUGACUCGGACACAAAGCAUUCUGGGAGAUUAUGGACUGCAUGACGCAGAUAAGAGGGCACGUUCAGUUUUAUAUAUACAUUUGUUUUUUUUGUUUUUUUAUUUCAACUGUAAAUACCUGACAGGAAGCCUUGUUUGUAAUUGCAUAAUAAAAGUUUGUUUCCUGACAUUUUCACAAA
Messenger RNA from Centropristis striata (black sea bass), 1774 nucleotides. It is a transcript of the gene dkc1, whose product is annotated as dyskeratosis congenita 1, dyskerin. The record is from RefSeq and is a predicted model, not a curated record. The transcript is spliced from 15 exons. Gene Ontology annotation, biological process: rRNA pseudouridine synthesis; mRNA pseudouridine synthesis; snRNA pseudouridine synthesis. Lineage: Eukaryota; Metazoa; Chordata; Actinopteri; Perciformes; Serranidae. Gene Ontology annotation, molecular function: pseudouridine synthase activity; RNA binding. Gene Ontology annotation, cellular component: box H/ACA snoRNP complex. Bases 65 to 1600 code for a protein of 511 amino acids.